Molecule: messenger RNA, 1257 nt
Organism: Anoplopoma fimbria (sablefish)
Lineage: Eukaryota; Metazoa; Chordata; Actinopteri; Perciformes; Anoplopomatidae
Gene: synj2bp
Product: synaptojanin 2 binding protein
Exons: 4
Coding region: 126-572 (148 amino acids)
Biological process (GO): chemical synaptic transmission
Cellular component (GO): neuron projection; postsynaptic density membrane; neuromuscular junction
Molecular function (GO): protein binding
Source: RefSeq, a predicted model, not a curated record
ACCACGGAGCACCGCACUGCACCGGAGGAAGCAAAUCGAAACUCCUCAAUGAGUUCACCUUCACAUGCAUAGUUUGUCCGCUCUUCACCGAGGAACCCGCUCCAGUCGUCCGCAGUCUCGACACAAUGAAUGGUUCGCUGCACUCUCCACCCAACGUGGUGGACGUCAAACUGAAGCGAGGCUCCGCAGGCUUGGGGUUUAAUAUAGUUGGGGGCUUGGACCAGCAGUAUGUGGUGGAUGACAACGGCAUAUAUGUUUCCAAGAUUAAAGAAGAUGGAGCUGCAGCUUUGGACGGAAGACUCCAGGAGGGGGACAAGAUACUGGCGAUCAACGGAGUCAAGCUUGAGGACCUAACACACCGAUCUGCAGUGGAUCUGUUCAGGAUUGCAGGAGAGGACGUGGAGCUCCGUGUUCUGAAAAAGUUCCCUAAUCACGUGAACGGACCUACAGGCCCCCAACCCCAACCCGAGGCCAAAUCUCCUGUGUCUACUCUGGAAGUACUGGCUAUUGUAGCCGGAGCUGCAGCUAUCUGUGCGUUUAUUUACGUGCGGCUCCAGAGGAAGCACUUUUAACGAAGCCAACGUUGUCUGUUUUAAGAUCAAAAACUUUACCAAAGGCCAAAGAAAAGAAAGUGGGAUCAAACUCUAAACGGUAGACGCUAUUAUUUUUUUAUUUUUUAUUAUUAGCUGUUGAUGUCACUGAUGAGUUUCUCCAUGUUCAUGUGUAUUAUGUGAUUAUUGGUAGCUUCUUGACACCUUUCCUAUGCAAAAUGAUGCUCUCUUACCACAGAGAUUACUUUUAAUGGAAGAAGAAGGAUGUAUAUUCCUGUUGUCGGGCUGAGCCCAGGCAGAAACAAACGGCAGUCGUAUGCAGAAUAUUAUUAAAGCCUUGGGUCAGACUGGCUUAAGCUUCAGGGUUCAAUUACAAACUGAAAGGCAGUGUUGUGUUCAGUCACUCGCAGGCCUCUGUGCACCUCCAUCCCUGAAUGGCAGAUCUGUCUGAGGCCAGACUCUAGAGGAACCCACUGUACUUUCAGUCCAUCAGAGUUUUUUAAAAUUGAAUGCAAUCGGGUUUGAUUUUCAUUUUGCACCAUUGCACAGAAUCAUGGGAGGAGUGGCAACCUGCUGUGCUGAAACAGCCGGUAGUUAAGAUGAUAAAUUGUGUCUUGUAAUUGACUUCGGAGUGCCUUUUCCUGUCUAUUCCAAGUAAUGGCGGUGUUUUGUUUCUUGUUGCUCCUUAUCAUGAUCAAAGUGAAAA